Ziziphus jujuba (common jujube) is the source of this 2833-nucleotide messenger RNA. Its product is annotated as cullin-4. Gene Ontology annotation, cellular component: cullin-RING ubiquitin ligase complex. The coding region runs from base 74 to 2587 and encodes 837 amino acids. NCBI's taxonomy places the organism in Eukaryota, Viridiplantae, Streptophyta, Magnoliopsida, Rosales, Rhamnaceae. The record is from RefSeq and is a predicted model, not a curated record. Gene Ontology annotation, biological process: ubiquitin-dependent protein catabolic process; protein ubiquitination. The transcript has 17 exons. Gene Ontology annotation, molecular function: ubiquitin protein ligase binding.
GUCGACAAAUUUUUUUCUUUUUUUUUUUUUUCUCUUGCUGGCUCUCACUUACAAUGCCCUGUUGAUUAGUUUCAUGUCUCACCUCACCAAACGCUCAGCCAGCAACAUCACCAACACCCCCUCCGCUGCCACCACCAGCUCUUCCUCCUCCUCCUCCUCCUCCUCCGCCGCCGCCUCUGCCUCGUCCUUCGCUGGCCCUCUCAUGAAGAAGGCCAAGUCUCAGGCCGUGGCCUGCUCUCUCGACCCCAAUAAGAAUGGUCUUCACACCCAGGACUUCAAUUCCCCUGAUAACGACGUCGUUUUCGACCCCUCUUCCAUGGCUAUCGACGAAGAUCUCAAGCCCGAUGACCCCUCCUCCGCUCUCCACUCCGGCCGCGCUGUUGCCGCCAAUUUGUCGCGCAAGAAGGCUACCCCUCCUCAGCCCGCGAAGAAGCUCGUUAUAAAGCUUGUUAAAGCAAAACCAACAUUGCCCACGAAUUUUGAAGAGGAAACAUGGGCAAAAUUGAAGUCAGCUAUUUGCGCUAUAUUUUUGAAGCAGCCCAAUUCUUGCGACUUGGAGAAGCUUUACCAGGCUGUUAAUGAUCUUUGCCUGCACAAGAUGGGGGGAAAUCUUUAUCAACGGAUUGAAAAAGAGUGUGAAACACACAUAGCUGCAGCACUGCAUUCUUUGGUUGGCCAAAGCCCAGAUUUGGUGGUUUUUCUAUCUCUUGUUGAGAGAUGCUGGCAGGAUCUCUGUGCCCAGAUGUUGAUGAUUCGUGGUAUAGCUUUAUAUCUAGAUAGAACAUAUGUGAAACAAACACCAAAUGUGCGUUCAUUGUGGGAUAUGGGCUUGCAGCUUUUCCGAAAACAUCUUUCUUUGUCUCCAGAAGUAGAGCACAAAACUGUUACAGGCCUGUUAAGAAUGAUUGAGAAAGAAAGAUUAGGUGAAGCUGUGGAUAGAGCUCUCCUUAACCAUCUUCUAAAGAUGUUUACUGCUCUAGGAAUUUACGCAGAAAGCUUUGAGAAGCCAUUUCUCGAAUGCACUUCUGAAUUUUAUGCUGCUGAAGGCAUGAAUUACAUGCAGCAGUCUGAUGUUCCAGAUUACUUGAAGCAUGUUGAGACAAGAUUGCAUGAAGAACAUGAGAGAUGUUUACUUUAUCUGGAUGCAAGUACAAGAAAGCCAUUAAUAGCAACUGCAGAAAAGCAGCUUCUUGAACGCCAUAUAUCCGCCAUCCUUGACAAGGGUUUCAUGAUGCUGGUGGAUGGACAUCGUAUUGAGGACCUGCAGAGGAUUUAUAAUUUAUUUUGCAGAGUAAAUGCUCUUGAGUCAUUAAGGCAAGCCCUAAGCUCGUAUAUUCGUAGGACAGGGCAGGCCAUUGUCAUGGAUGAAGAAAAAGAUAAAGAUAUGGUUGCCUCACUUUUAGAAUUUAAGGCUUCUUUGGACACAAUAUGGGAAGAAAGCUUUUUCAAGAAUGAAGCAUUUUGCAAUACCAUAAAGGAUGCAUUUGAGCACCUUAUCAAUCUUCGUCAGAACCGACCUGCAGAACUGAUUGCAAAGUUUUUAGAUGAGAAGCUUCGUGCUGGGAACAAAGGUACUUCUGAAGAGGAAUUGGAGGGUACACUUGAUAAAGUAUUAGUUUUAUUCAGGUUUAUACAGGGUAAAGAUGUGUUUGAAGCAUUUUACAAGAAGGAUCUUGCUAAAAGGUUACUUUUGGGAAAGAGUGCUUCUAUUGAUGCGGAAAAGUCUAUGAUCUCCAAGCUGAAGACUGAAUGUGGCAGUCAAUUUACAAACAAACUUGAAGGGAUGUUCAAGGACAUUGAAUUAUCAAAAGAGAUAAAUGAGUCCUUCAAACAAUCUUCCCAGGCAAGAACAAAACUCCCUUCAGGGAUUGAGAUGAGUGUUCAUGUCCUAACAACAGGGUAUUGGCCAACAUAUCCCCCUAUGGAUGUUAGACUUCCUCAUGAACUGAAUGUGUACCAGGACAUUUUUAAGGAGUUCUACUUAAGCAAAUACAGUGGGAGACGUUUAAUGUGGCAAAAUUCAUUAGGUCAUUGUGUGUUGAAAGCAGAGUUUCCUAAAGGCAAAAAGGAGCUUGCAGUUUCCCUGUUUCAGACUGUUGUUUUGAUGCUGUUUAAUGAUGCUGAGAAGCUAAGCUUUCAAGAUAUUAAAGACUCCACUGCCAUUGAGGAUAAGGAACUUAGACGAACUUUACAAUCCCUUGCAUGCGGAAAAGUCCGUGUCCUGCAAAAGUUGCCCAAAGGAAGAGAUGUGGAGGAUGAUGAUUCAUUUAUCUUCAAUGAUGGAUUUACUGCUCCUCUCUACCGUAUAAAGGUUAAUGCUAUCCAGAUGAAGGAAACAGUAGAGGAGAACACAAGCACCACUGAAAGAGUAUUCCAAGACCGUCAAUAUCAGGUGGAUGCUGCUAUUGUUCGGAUUAUGAAGACCAGGAAAGUGCUAAGUCACACGCUCCUGAUCACUGAACUCUUCCAACAGCUCAAAUUUCCGAUAAAGCCAGCGGAUUUGAAGAAAAGGAUCGAAAGCCUGAUCGACAGGGAGUACCUAGAGCGGGACAAGAACAACCCCCAAAUUUACAACUACCUGGCAUAGUUCGAUAUUUCCUCAAUUGGGAAUUUCUCCUCUCCUUUGUAGAAAGACACAGGAGGUUUUUCUGUCUUCAGAAGGAGGCAGGAUUUUCCAUCCCUUUGUCUUGAUUAUUGUACAGUAACUUGUAGUUCUCAUUUUUGUUGAGUUCUAAACUGAUUGUAAAGCAUGCUUUAUUUUCUGUUUUUUGAAAUUCAUAUUUACCAGUAAGGACAUAAUGCCUCAGAUAAUUUUAAAAUUUUUUUUCUUUCC